AUGUGUAAUAACACGCACACCCAGAUCGGGUUGGUUAGGUUUGAUGGCUAUGCCAGAUUGGUGGAGGUGGAGAUAGUGGUGGCUGGGCUUGAGUCAGAAUUUAUCCAACGUAUUGUCAAAGUGAUAUCACUUAAAUUGAGUUCUUUGUUCCCCAAAGAUACCAACGGCUUAGUAGGAAUUGAUUCUCGAGUGGAGAAAUUGAUGUCGCUUUUAGCCAUAGGAUCAAAUGAUGUUCGCAUUAUUGGGAUUUGGGGGAUGGGCGGUAUUGGUAAGACAACUCUUGCUAGGGUUGUUUAUGACAAGGAUUUUAAUGAAUUUGAAGGUGGUUGUUUUAUUGCUAAUGUUAGGGGUGAAUCUAAAAAAUGUGAGUUACUUCCAUUACAACGAAAACUUAUUCGUGAGAUUUUGAUGGAUGAUAGUGUGAAUAUAAGGGAUGAUUAUGACAGAGUUCGUAUGAUCAAGAAUAGGUUAUGUCAUAAAAAGGUUCUUCUUGUUCUUGAUAAUGUAAAUCAAUAUAAUCAGCUAGAAAAGUUAGCUGGCGACUCUAAAUGGUUUGGUCUAGGUAGUAGAGUCAUUAUAACAACAAGAGAUGAACAUUUGUUGACAAGGCACAAGGUACAUGGAAUAUAUGAGGCUCAAGGAUUGAAUGAUUAUGAGGCUCUUCAUCUUUUUAGUUUGAAGGCCUUUAAUAAAUACCAUCCUUCUAAAGAUUAUCUAGACUUGUCCACAUCUUUUGUAGAUUAUGCUAAAGGUCUUCCUUUAGCUAUUGAUGUUUUGGGUUCUUUUUUGUACAACAGAAGUAAGGAGGAAUGGGAAGAUGCAUUAGAUAUGAUGAAAGAAUAUCCCAAAAAAGAAAUUACUGAAAUACUUGAAAUAGGUUUUGAUGGACUUCAGGGUACAGAAAAAGAAAUAUUUCUACAUAUCGCAUGUUUCUUCAAUAUGAAGGAAAAAGAUUAUAUCGUAGAAAUACUAGAUUGUCUUGGCCUUCACCCUAAAAUUGGAUUAAAGGUUCUUAUUGAAAGGUCUCUUUUAAAAUAUUAUGAAAAUAAAUAUUGGAUGCAUGACUUACUCCAACAAAUGGGACAAGACAAAGUUCAUCGAAAUUAUGCUCAAGAACUUGAAAAGUGGAGCAAAUUAUGGCUACAUAAGGACAUUCACAAUGUGUUGAUGAAAAAUAUGGAAAUGGAAGCAAUUCAAGGACUUUUCCUUGAAUUGGGUGAACUACAAAUAUUUCAAAUGGCAUGUUGGAAUCUUGAAGCCUUUCCAAAGAUGCCUAACCUAAAAUUGCUUAUAAUUCAUGGUGUUCAACUUUUGCAUGGCCCCAAAAAUCUUCCUAAUAAAUUAAGAAUUCUUGAUUGGAGUGAGUAUCCUUCAAAAUCUUUGCCAUUAGAUUUUCAACCAGAUGAGCUUGUUGAACUUCACUUGUUGCAUAGCAAAAUUGAACAACUUUGGAAAGGGACAAAGUACUUGGACAAGUUAAAGCUCAUCAAAUUGAACAGUUCCUUAAACCUCAUUGCAACCGUUGACUUCACCGGAGUUCCCAAUCUUGAGAAAUUGGUUCUUAAUGGUUGUAUAAAUUUACAUGAGGUUCACCCAUCUGUUAUGGUUCCUAAAAAGCUUACUUUUCUUGAUUUAGAAAACUGCAAAAGCCUUAGAAGUCUUCCAAACAAGUUUGAAAUGGAGUCACUUGAACUUCUCAUUCUUUCUGGCUGUUCAAAAAUCAAGAGAAUUCCAGAAUUUAUGGAAAAUAUGAAACGCUUAUCAAAAAUUCACCUAAAUGCCACUGCUAUUACGAAACUUCCAUCUUCAGUUGAACAUUUGACUAACCUUGCUUCAUUUCUACCUGAGAAGUUGUGGAAUGUUAAAAGUCUAGAGAAGGUCAACGUGAGUGGAAUUGCUUUAAGAGAGUUGCCUUUAUCUGUUCUUACAUUAAAGAAUCUUAAAGAACUAUCUUUUCGGGGAUGUAAAGGGCCACCACCUAAACUACUAUGGAGUAAGCUUUUUCCCUUUAAUUUAAUGCCAAAAAGAAGCCUAAGUCCUGAAAUCCACAAGCAAUCUAUAAUAAUAGGUCUCUAUGGUGCCUUUAAUAUUGUUAUUCCUGGAAGUGAAAUUCCGAAAUGGUUUAGGCAUCAGAGUGUGGGGAAUAAUAUAGUUAAUGCACAAGUUACUCAUCAGAAUGAAAAUAAGUGGAUUGGAAUCGCUGUGUGUGCUAUGUCAUGCCCCAAUUUUUAUCGUUAUGAUUUUGGGCGUUCUUUGAGAUGUCGCAUUCUAAUCAAUGAACCUGAAGGUUUACACCUUUUUGUAGGCUAUUGCCCUAGAUGUGUUCAAAUUAAAUCACAUCACCUUUGGAUGUGCUAUUUACCCUAUCAAAUGUUUAAUGAGAAUGAGAGAGUAGUAUUGGGUCAAAUUGAUGAGAAUGGAUUCAUACAGAUGGAGCUUAGAUUUCAAUGGGUUCCCAAGCAUGACGUGGAGAUUAAGAAAUGUGGGUUUCGUCUAGUAUACGAAAAAGACAUUGAAGCCAUUAGAGAAAUGAUAUCAGCUCAAUCCAGCAACAGCACCUGCGUGACUCCUUACGAGGAUGUUCAUCAUAAUUUAGCAGAAGGAAUCAAAUUGACGUGA
Messenger RNA from Quercus lobata, 2619 nucleotides. RefSeq names its product TMV resistance protein N-like. The coding region runs from base 1 to 2619 and encodes 872 amino acids. NCBI's taxonomy places the organism in Eukaryota, Viridiplantae, Streptophyta, Magnoliopsida, Fagales, Fagaceae. Gene Ontology annotation, molecular function: ADP binding. The record is from RefSeq and is a predicted model, not a curated record. The transcript has 6 exons. Gene Ontology annotation, biological process: defense response.